Molecule: messenger RNA, 1340 nt
Organism: Suillus bovinus
Lineage: Eukaryota; Fungi; Basidiomycota; Agaricomycetes; Boletales; Suillaceae
Exons: 2
Coding region: 80-1081 (333 amino acids)
Source: RefSeq, a predicted model, not a curated record
CCGGAUUCGUUCACUGACCAUACUGUUCUCUGACGAUCGCCUUGUCCCGCUUAUCUCAGUCAUUCCCGUCGAAAUAUGCAUGUUUCCGAGGCUGCGGUGGUUAUGUCUUCCAAUUUCCAAAUAUUUGGGGUUAUUCCUGUCCCAUACCCUGCACCAUUGUCAUGUAUUUCCUGGUGAUCCAUAUCAUGCGAUUUCUGUAGAUCAACUGUUCACGCUGUCUUACCACGUCCGUUUGUGCAACCAGCUUGUAACUUUGUCUUGUCCACCCCUUGACUGGGCAACAUGGGAGCACCUUUCCAACCUCCGUACCCUGGUGAAAAUCAAAGUUUGCAUUCGUCAUGGCACCCCUCCUCGGCUGUUGGGACCGCAUAUCUUGCCAUUCCUUCACCUUACGACUCUUUCCUUCUCGGUAAACAAUGCUGCAUAUGCGACCACCAUGCUGCAACAGUUACAUUUCCCCUCAUUGAAAAGUUUCUGGAUCGAUAUGGACGUUCUGGCUUCGACAGAGGCUGAGCCACUGUUUUGUGCGCUGUCCCAUUGCAAACAGACCCUGGAACGACUCACUGUUAUCUUUGAGGAAUAUGACGACCCCCAAAGCAAGUCUUUAACAGUGAUUCCACAGUUCCUUUCUUUCACACAGCUCCGAAGCCUGCACCUUAGUAGUUGUGAUUCCUGCAUCCACCUUGACAACGACCUUCUGUUGGAAGCCAUGUCAGCUUGGCCGCACAUCCAAACUCUGAAAAUAGAAGAUUGCAUUAUCGCACCUUCCGUUACAUUCCGCGGAUUAUUCACCGCAAUCCGUCAAUGUCCUCAGUUGGAAUCGUUGCGAGUGUUAAUUGACACCGUGAACAUCGACAUCGAUCCUGAUGCUGAGCCAAUACAGCAUACCUCCUUAAAAAAGUUGCACUUGGAAGCAUCCGAAUCUCUAGGAAAUGCUGAAGUUCUCGCUCGCAUCAUUUUCAAGUGGCUCCCCUGUGUCGACCAGGUCAGUUAUUGGGAGGCUUGGCAUGAAGUCAACACACAUCUCGUAUCAUUAAGAACUGCUGCGCUGCAUGAUAUAGGAGCCACCUUGAAUACCUGACUUCAACAUGGGAUAUUCAUGUGCGGGAACAUCCUGGAGUGGCUACAUUCAUUCGUGUUCGUUCGUCAGUGUCUGUCAUUGUUGGCAUGGUGGUUUUUACUAUAGCUGCAAUUGCUUUCUCCCUCGAGUCUCGCUGUCGAAUCGAUGUAUUACAUGUAUUUUGACGCCUUUAUAUUAAGUAUUUUGUAGUUAUCUCCAAAGACUUGCUGCACUCAAUCCGUAGAAAUCCUCGAAUUAGACUUUGUCCGCGGACCAAAUG